GACACUUCUGGAAUUCGUCCUCGUUGACGGCCGAUCCCUGGGCUCUUGGUCCCGUUUACAAUGCCUCGGUGGAUGGCACGGCUGCUGGCACAGAGCCAAUUACAACUGGCUUCUCCUUGGGCAGCCUCCGUGACAAGGUUAUGGUUGUUCAUGAUUCCUCGGGUGGGCGCGUGGCCUGCGCGACAUUCCAAACGCACCACGACGGGGGCUGCUAUUCUGAAGAGGAGUGGCGGCAUCAAGCGUGGCUGAACUUCUCCGGAGCCUUCGAGCGAUGCGGGCCGAGCGCUGUUUGCAUCUCCGGGCAUGAGAGAUGCCAGGAUGCCUGUUCAGCGGAUGUACAGUGUGAACAGUUUCCGCUGAGACUUUGCAGCAGCGACACUUUUCAGUGCGUGCACAAGCCACUCUUCGGCCAUCCGGUCGGAUCGGAUCUUGGCGCGGCUUUCCUUUUCUUCCUCAUCAGCGGCCUAGCUCUAAGCGCCGGGAUUGGCGGGGGCGGCCUGUAUGUGCCGCUGCUCAUGAUCAUCCUCGGCUUUCAGGUCCAUGAAGCCACCGCGAUCUCGCAGCCUUGCUUGGCAGGAGGUGCCGCCAGCGCUUUGAUCUACAAUGUCCGCCAGCGGCAUCCGUCCGGGCUCAAGCCCAUGAUCGACUACGACCUCGUGUUGAUCAUGGGCCCGAACUUGCUGGUGGGAGCCAUGGUCGGGAGUUUUCUGAACUUCGCGCUGCCCUCGUGGUUGAUUCUUGGGAUGUUGGUGGCCAUCCUCUCCCAUUCUGUUUUCAAAACUUUCAAGAAGGCCCUGGAGACGUUGCGAAAGGAGCGCGCGGGAGAAGUCCGUGGGCUGAAGCCGAACAGUGAUGCCCGACUCUCCAAGAACCCCAUCGAGCGCUGCCUGAAGUUCGUGGGACUGAGCAAGCGCUAUGCAGAGUUCGAGGACCCCGCAGCUUCGCUGCCCCCGGCCGUCGUCGGCCAUCGCACCGAAGUCGACGCAGGGCAGAUCAAGCUGGAUCUUCAGGACUCCCUGGAGAAGGAUCCUGAAGGUCAGAUCAUCGCCGCAAAGAUGACCCGGGAGCCGUCUCUGGACACAGCACAGACCCAGCAGAGUGCACAGAGCCAGCUCUCGGAGCCACAGUACCCGCGAAGCAAGCUCAUAGGCUUCCUCUUGAUGUGGGUGGUCUUGGUUUGCUCCAUCCUCUUCCGUGGCGGCCAUGCGGCUCCGGGCAUCGUGGAUGUAUGCUCGAGCAUGUACUGGGUCAUCGCUGCAGCCACUGCAGCGCAGCUCGUCAUCCUUAGCAUGUCCUCCUCCGCCAAUGCCAUUCGCAUGGAGGCUGAGCGAGGCCGCGGUGCCGGAAAAACCCAGGGAGCCCAAUACCCCUUAGUUAAGGAGGAUACCUUAAAUUAUAGGGGCCUUAAUAUUAUGAUUUAA
Molecule: messenger RNA, 1421 nt
Organism: Symbiodinium sp. CCMP2456
Lineage: Eukaryota; Dinophyceae; Suessiales; Symbiodiniaceae
Source: the annotation of a GenBank genome assembly